Messenger RNA from Megalops cyprinoides (Indo-Pacific tarpon), 2999 nucleotides. RefSeq names its product kelch-like family member 8 (gene klhl8). Gene Ontology annotation, molecular function: protein binding. The record is from RefSeq and is a predicted model, not a curated record. NCBI's taxonomy places the organism in Eukaryota, Metazoa, Chordata, Actinopteri, Elopiformes, Megalopidae. The transcript has 10 exons. Bases 88 to 1929 code for a protein of 613 amino acids.
GGUUAUUUUUGUGCAGGCUACGCCAAUGGAAGCAGAUGGGAGAUUGGAACCUUUAGAAGGAUGAGGUUCCGAUCGCUGUGAGCGGGAAUGGCGCCAGGAGACAUGGUGCCGGAGCACGCGAGGCAGAACAAACCCAGGGAGAAGAGACAGCCCAGACCCUCGGAGGCCGAAGGCGACGCCGACGGCUCCUACGUCUUCGAGGCCCACGAGGCCUGGAAGGAGUUCCACAACUCCCUGCGGGAGUUCUACGAGGCCGGCGAGCUCUGUGACGUCACGCUCAAGGUGGGCAGCCGGCUGAUACCAUGCCACAAGCUCGUGCUGGCCUGCGUCAUCCCCUACUUCAGGGCCAUGUUCCUGUCGGAGAUGUCCGAGGCCAAGCAGGAGCUAAUUGAGAUCCGCGACUUCGACGGCGACGCCAUCCAGGACCUGGUGGGCUUCGCCUACUCCUCGCGGCUGACGCUGACGGUGGACAACGUGCAGCCGCUGCUCUACGCCGCCUGCAUCCUGCAGGUGGAGCUGGUGGCGCGGGCCUGCUGCGAGUACAUGAAGGCCCACUUCCACCCGUCCAACUGCCUGGCGGUGCGCACCUUCGCCGAGAGCCACAACCGCGUAGACCUGAUGGACAUGGCCGACCGCUACGCCUGCGAGCACUUCCGCGAGGUGGUGGAGUGCGAGGACUUCCCCUGCGUCUCGCCGCAGCACCUGCGCACGCUGCUGGCCUCCAGCGACCUCAACAUCCAGUCGGAGACGCAGGUCUACAACGCCGCCGUCAAGUGGCUCAGGGCCAACCCGCAGCACCACGGCGCCUGGCUGGACCAGAUCGUGUCCCAGGUGCGUCUCCCGCUGCUGCCCGUCGACUUCCUCACAGGCACCGUGGCCAAAGAAGAGAUGAUCAAGAGCAACCUCAACUGCCGCGACCUGCUGGACGAGGCCAGGAACUACCACCUCCACCUGAGCAACAAGAUGGUGCCAGACUUCGAGUACUCCAUCCGCACCACGCCCAGGAAGUACACGGCGGGUGUGCUGUUCUGCGUGGGCGGGCGCGGCGGCUCUGGCGACCCCUUCCGCAGCAUCGAGUGCUACUCCAUCACCAAGAACAGCUGGUUCUUCGGGCCCGAGAUGAACAGCCGGCGCCGGCACGUGGGCGUGAUUUCCGUGGGAGGGAAAGUCUACGCUGUCGGAGGACAUGACGGAAGCGAGCAUUUAGGCAACAUGGAAAUGUUUGACCCGCUCACUAAUAAGUGGAUGAUGAAGGCGUCCAUGAACACAAAAAGGAGGGGCAUCGCCCUCGCAGCCCUUGGAGGCCCUAUCUAUGCCAUCGGCGGCUUGGAUGACAACUCGUGCUUCAAUGAUGUGGAGAGGUACGAUAUCGAGUCAGACCGCUGGAGCGCCGUGGCCGCCAUGAACACGCCCCGCGGAGGGGUCGGCUCCGUGGCCUUAGGGAGCCACGUGUACGCAGUGGGGGGUAACGACGGCAUAGCCUCGCUCUCCAGCGUGGAGAGGUUCGACCCCCAUCUCAACAAGUGGACCGAGGUGAAGGAGAUGGGCCAGAGGCGGGCAGGCAACGGCGUCAGCGAGCUCAACGGCUGCCUCUACGUCGUGGGGGGUUUCGACGACAACUCGCCCCUGAGCUCUGUGGAGCGCUUCGACCCCCGCGCACACCGCUGGGAGUACGUCGCGGAGCUGACCACACCCCGAGGGGGCGUGGGCGUCGCCACAGUGAUGGGCCGCGUCUUUGCGGUGGGCGGGCACAACGGCAACAUCUACCUGAACACGGUAGAGGCUUUUGACCCGCGCAUGAAUAGGUGGGAGCUGGUCGGUUCGGUGUCCCACUGCCGUGCGGGCGCCGGGGUGGCCGUCUGCUCCACCCACAUCAGCCAGAUUCGGGAUGUCGGCCAGGGCUCCAGCAACGUGGUGGACUGCAUGUGACCACGCCGCCGCCGCCAACACCACACACGGGCGCGCAUCAGACACGCACACGCAGGGGUCAGAGCAGUACACAUCAAGGGGAUUCGCGGUUACCACACAAAGGCACCAUGUCACUAUUUAUUGGAAUUAUGCUCAAUGUGGAACAGUUGAAAAUAAGUGCUCUCUGUGGCACACUAUCCGCAUUCUUUUUUUUUUCGCUUUCAAAUCAAAUUUUUUUUUUCCUGAGUAACUAUUUAAUAUGUGAACCUGUUGGAUUUUGUGGUGCGUGUACUCGUUUUGUUUUGAGGUGCAUUAAAUACUAUGGAGGGGAAAUGGUUGGUAGGAGCAUCAUGCUAUCAUUUCAGCCCUAGAGCGUUGCAGCUGUGUUAACUCACUUCCGCUCUCCUGCAUUCUCCCUAUGAAACGGGCAGGUGAGCUGUGGCUUUUUUCAUAGGUUCACAGGAGACUUUCCCACACACCUUUUUAGGUGGUCACCUUGAGCUACUUUAGGUUACAUUGUUAAUCGGGCUUUACACUGGGGAUCUUCCGCGGUUACAACCUUGGUGGUAAACACAGCGAAAGAGAGGUUAACAGCCUCUGGCCUUCCACAUUAGCGUGACAAUGCCAUUGUCCUCUGUAAUGCUCCAAAGGCAAGCAGAAGAUGUUGGAGGUACAAUCUUAACUCAGCGAUGAUUAGUUUGAACAGCAAUAGACGCAGUGAAGCGGUCAGCCCGUUAAUGGGGCGCAUUGACUGUUGUUACCUUGUCCUUGCGAGUGAACAAUCAUUUCCAAACCUGAGGUGGACACUUGGAGACAGGCAAGGCUGGGGAGCUACGUGUCGCGAAUACCAAACGCGAUGAAAGGGCCCUUUUAUGCAGUAAGAUUUAUUCACCUGCCUUGGCUGCUGCCGUGAGCGGAAAACUUGAGAUUACGAGGUGACAGGUGAGUCAGGUCUACAGCUUGGACUCCAGGGUCACUCUUCCUAUUGGUUUUUUCAAGGAUAUCCUGCCAGUAAAUGCUUGUGCUUUUAGAUGUGCUAAACCAUGAACCAUUUUUUUCUGCCAAAACCAAGACUGACACUACAGGGAAAG